Messenger RNA from Guyanagaster necrorhizus, 820 nucleotides. RefSeq names its product DUF431-domain-containing protein. The transcript has 8 exons. Gene Ontology annotation, molecular function: protein-arginine omega-N monomethyltransferase activity. Gene Ontology annotation, biological process: peptidyl-arginine methylation. The coding region runs from base 46 to 699 and encodes 217 amino acids. Lineage: Eukaryota; Fungi; Basidiomycota; Agaricomycetes; Agaricales; Physalacriaceae. The record is from RefSeq and is a predicted model, not a curated record.
GUUUACCCGUCUACUACGUUACUUUCUAUUGAUUCGCAGCCAAGAAUGGGUUUUGUCUACGUUAUCGAACAUAUGGAAGACGAUGACGAAACUACUCGCGUCAUUCCUCCCUGGGCAAUAUUAGAGUAUGCGCACAUGCGAAUGCUCGCAGGCCCGGAUUCCAAAGUGCAUUUCACCAACGUCUCAAAAUCAUCCGCCGACGCGUUAUCCGCUUCGUUCAGCACCGACAACAGCGAAACUUUAGCUACAGCGACGUGCUUCCAAUCCGGAGUAAUGGACAGGAUCACAGGUACACUACCCGCGAUCGAAAAAGCGUGCCUGUUGGAUCCCAAGGCAGAGAAGGAGCUCUCGCCAGAAGACGGAGAUGGGCGGUUCGAAUGGUUCGUGUUUGGGGGUAUUCUCGGUGACGAUCCCCCGCGGGACAGGACUGCCGAGCUACGUGUCUUGGGGUUCCCCGCACGGCGAUUGGGUCCUAUACAGAUGACGACGGACACCGCCCUGGGUGUCACCAAAUUGGUCGUGGAAGACAAAAUUCCUAUCGACAAGAUACCCUACAUCGACUACCCAACAAUCACCUUCAACCCCAAAGAAAGCGUCGAAAUGCCUUUCAGAUACAUCGCCGAAGGCUCUGAACCAAAAUUACCACCAGGAAUGCGACAACUCCUACAUGGAGACCUCAACAAGAGCUUCGAUUUCUGACAGUGACGUGAUAAAAAGAUCUACAGGCAUACAGAUAUAUGUGAUAUAGAUUGGCAAUGUCCUCAUGCUUGUGUAAUUGAUUAACGAGACAGAUGAAUGAAUGAAUGAAUGAAAGGAGAGA